Messenger RNA from Paramecium octaurelia, 780 nucleotides. NCBI's taxonomy places the organism in Eukaryota, Ciliophora, Oligohymenophorea, Peniculida, Parameciidae. The record is from the annotation of a GenBank genome assembly.
AUAAAAUAUGGAAAGAUAUUGUUUAGUUCCAGAACAUUAAAAUUAAAUCAUUAUGGCUUAUUGUAUUUCAGAACAUUGUCGUAAGUAAAAUAGAGCGAUUUGUUUUAAAUGUAUGACUGAUUCGACACACCAAUAACAUAAUAUAAUCUAAAUAACUUAAGAAGAGAGUUUCCUAUAACAGGUUAAUAUCCAUUAUAGGGACAUCUCAGAUAAAUUAAAUGCACUUAAACUGUAGUUUUCUACAGGGAUUGCUUACUUAGAAAUGCUUUUGGAUAAAUAUUACAGACCCAUACCUUUAGGUAAUUUCGGAAAUUAGGAAAUCACCAAUAAAAUAGAUUGCCUGUUAAAGCUUGAAAAGGUUUAAAAGCUUAUAAACGACAGAGUAGACAACAUUUUUGAGCAUACUUUGAAAUCAAUAAGAAUUACAUGCCAUGAUUUGACCUAAGGUUAAGAGUUAUAAGGUAUAAUCAAAUUUAGAAUUAGGCUAUGAAUUCUUGUCAAGGCAAAACUAUUAGGAGGCAUUAAAGUUGGUCGAUUAGAGUUAGAAGGUUGAUCCCAAAAGUGCACUUUUGAAGUUGGCUAGGGGUAAUAGAAUAAUAAAUAUGUAUAGCUGAAAUUUACUAGAAUACAAAUAGAACGCAAGAGGCGAGAUUAAUUUAUUAGGAGAUAUUGCAAUUGGAAUAGUAUAACCCUUGGGCUUCAAUUGAAUUAAGUAUUUGUUCAUUUCUAUUGGAUUAGACAAACUAAUUGGUUAGCAAGAACGGAGAUGAUUAUACAAAU